GCUUUAGUCCGUGUCGCGACCUCGCGCCGAGGGGAUGUCGUUCUUCCUCGAGCGUUCAUCGCACGCCGUUUGCCUCCACGAUACGCGUACUCUUUACGUCCUUCUUUCUUUAUUUUUACACGCGUGCACGGUAUUACAACAGUGGACUCGUCGUUGCGUAUCCCUUGUACUUGAACCACGGCUACUUUGUCGCAUCUAGUCCAUCCUCGAGUUUUCUCUCUUAAUUUUCUUCCUUGCGUAUCAUCGUCAACGAUGAAGAAUUUUUUUUCAUCUCUUCAAACAAACGAGUAAAUAAUAAUAUACAUACUUUGUAGAGAAACUAGAGAAGAGAAAUAAUAACUAAAUUAAUCAAUAUUCUGUACAGUUCGUUCGUUGAUUUUCAAACAGUUGUUUCAAAAAACCGAAUAAUUCACGAUUCUUGUAAUACUGCAAGUGAUGAUUAUAAAUAACAACAGUGACAAUAUUGUUCGUUUUCUUUCCUCCACCGCCACCACCUCCUCCUCCUUUUCCCUCUUAAUCGUUAUCGGUGAUCAGUGAUUGAGUACAAUGCAUAAUAUAUAAUACACCACAUCCUCGUAUCGUAUAAUUUCGUAAUCCUUGUGAAAACCGCAGUGAUUGUAAGUUCGUUCAACGUUGCAAGUAGGUAUUAUACCCACACGCAUCUGUGUUGUAAAUUUAUCAUCAAUAUUCCGAUAUCAACCGACCACAUAUUCCAUGAAAAAACGACACCAGGCGUAUCCCGCGUCCACGUUUGCUUGUAAAAAAUCAUCGUUACACAAAUACGCACCGUGAAACGAUAUUGAAAUCGAUAAAUCAACCGGCUGGAUAAUUAAAUAAUAAUGGGAAGCGAGGCUGUCAAAAGUGGAAACGUCCGAUCGAGUACCGUCGUUGAUUCAGAUGGAUCCGAUACAUGGGAAGAUUUUUUCGGAACGUCAACGGACCUGGUACCGCAGCUGCUGGGAAUGUUCGACGAGAUUGUGCGUAGAGGGACGUCAAGCUGCAACAACCAUGCGGUAUUGCAAUCGACCUGCGGCAUACCGGUAGCGUUGCAAAAACGGUUGAGUUUGGUGUCACGUUCGUCGCAUCGAAGUUCACUUUUGAAUCCAUUAUACGUAACCGAUUCGGGAUCCCUGAUGUCGACAACGUCGUCGUCGUCGUGUUCGGUCGGUGGGUUGCAGAACGAGGACAACAAGAACCACCAGCAAAACCUUAAUCAUCAUCAUCAUCAUCAACAUCAUCAUCGUAACCACAAUAGUCAUAAUCGAGAAGCGAUGGAUUCCGCGAAAGAAACGACAACGACAACGUCGCCGACGGAAAAAGACUCCAGCAGGGUGGAGAUAACGUUGACCGACAACGGGGACGAUGAUGAAAAUACCAAAUCUGCAAGCAACGAUCGAUUGGAAGUGAACGAUGAAGAAAAAUCGCUCGACAAUAGAAGAGGAUCGGACAACGUGGUCAACGGUUCGAACGGAACAACCCAUCAGCUUCUCGACUAUCCAAGAAAUUCGACAAAUUCUGCCUCCUACAGCAACAACAGCAACGCAAAAACAACUCAAUCUGGUAACAAUGGAGGUCCGUCACCGCUAAGGUACAACAACAGACGAUGUAGAAGCGGCAACAAUACCAACGGUGGAUCCCGACCAUUGUCCGGAAGCUCAAUAGCUUCGAGUACAUCAUCGAGUGGUUGCAGUAACCAGGGUAUAGCAUCGGCGGUAAACCCCUAUUUAGCAUCGGUUGAAUCACUGGCCGAUACUUGCGCGAGUUCCCAAGGAUCUGCGGAUAGCGGCGUUGUUACGGUAUCGGAGAGUAUUUGUCGCGGCGAAGAGACCGGAGUGACCAACAGCAAUCUACAGCGGCGAGAUAGCGCGGAAAGGCCACCAUCCACUUACAACAAUCAACCGAGACCACGUUACAGCGAUCCGCAUCGCAACCCCGUCGAAAGAGUACUUCUGGAAAUUGUCGAUACCGAAGCCGUGUACGUCGAACAUCUGCGACAAGUGAUAGAGGGAUAUCUUAUAUUUUGGAGAGAUGACCCUUUGUCACUGGUGGACCAAGCUCAACUCUGCGAUUUAUUCAGCAAUAUCGAAGACAUUUAUGAAUUCAAUAGUGAGUUUCUCAAGGAAAUAAAAAAUUGCGGAUUGGAUCCAGUUUGCGUGGCCAAUACUUUCAUCAAACACAAUUCGGGGUUCGAGGUCUACACCGAAUACUGUACAAACUAUCCGAGAACGGUCGCUGUGCUGACGGAUCUGAUGGGUCAGGAACGAACUGCGAACGCGUUUCGAGAAAGACAAGCAGCCCUUGGUCACGCGUUACCUUUAGGCUCAUUCCUGCUGAAACCGGUUCAAAGAAUACUAAAAUAUCACCUUCUGUUACAGAACUUGUCGAAGGAAUGCGAUGCCGAUGUUGAGGAAAACGAGUUGACGAUAAGCGCCAUCGAGGGGGCCUUAGCUGCAAUGACGGGUAUUGCAAGGCAUAUUAACGUGAUGAAAAGAAAACACGAACACGCCGUCCGUGUUCAAGAGAUUCAAUCGUUACUCUACGGUUGGCCAGGACCAGACUUGACUACCAGCGGAGAAUUGGUUGCAGAGGGACGAUUUCGAAUGCGAGGAGCAAAAGCACCUAGACACGCGUUUCUCUUCGAUAGAAUGCUUUUACUUACGAAGAAAAAAGAAGACGGACUACUGGUCUACAAAGCUCACAUUGUGUGUUCGAAUUUGAUGCUCAUCGAAAGCAUUCCCGGAGAGGCGCUCAGUUUUCAUGUUAUUCCUUUCGAUAAUCCUCGUCUCCAAUACACGUUGCAGGCUCGCAACUUGGAACAGAAACGCGAAUGGACGAUGCAAAUAAAAAGGGUGAUUCUAGAAAAUUAUAACGCAGUCAUUCCCUCGCAUGCCAGACAGCUAGUGAUGCAACUUGGACAGACGCAACCCGAAGACGAAGGUACGGCGGAUAAGGGAUCGGCGAAAAAACAACAUUCGGCACCUCCUGAAUAUUUAGAGAAAAGAAAACAGGAGAGAGAGAGACGCAAGCCUGAAACUGGCCUCAGAAACAAGUUGCGAAAAAGUGGACGUAAAACCGAACCUAACGUGUCCGCCAUCGAGGUGAGCACGGCAAUUUGGCACAAUGUGAUACUUCCUCAACUUGACACAUGUAACAAUCUUUCCUCUUCUAACCUUUGGGUCAAGGACAUGCCGAGUACCCUGAGUAAAAAUCAGUCCACAGAGUCGAUAACGAGUAACGGUCGAGACCAAAGUCUGAACAGAUCCGCCGACGGUCGUUCUUUGAAAGUCAAGGACCGUUUUGCAAGUUGGCGCAGAAAGUCUGAACCCGGUUUCCAGUCAUACGUAUCGUUGAAUCGGUCGGACGAAGAAGAAAAGGACAGCGAAACUUGCACCGAGGAGACGUUGGUCGACCCAGAACCUUACGAGUUACCGGACGACGUAGAGAUCGCGGAAGAAGCUACACAGCUAUUGAACAACAGCAAUAAUUCUUCUGUCCCGCCACCUCUCCCUUCAAACCCUCCUGCGACGACGAUUACCAAAGAUAAAAAUAAAGAUAACCAAGAGCAGCAAGCGCAGCAAACAAUGGAGGAGAUAGUUGGUCACAUAUUGAUGCAAAAUCGAGACUUUCAAAAAUUAUUAGAGAAGCAGAGAACGAGUAGCAUUAUAAACAUGCGUCAGCAGCAGCGUUUCAAUAAGCACAUGCUCUCCGUCGAUACGUCGGACAGUGAGACGGAGAACGAUACUGCCAAUAAUAAUAACAACAACAACAAUCACAGGGGUACAAGAUCGAUGCGAUUGACUAGACGCGAGCAAAGAUUGGUGAGAGCUAACAAUGCCAGGAAUUCAACGUCGCCUCCGCCGCGCGAAGAUCACCACACAAGUUUGCAGCUUCGUUACGAUAAUCUGAGAGUAGAAAAUGAUCAUGAAAGCGAUUUGUCGGCGUCGUCUGUUAAAAAUUGUACGAAUCGAAUAAGCGAGAAACGUGCGAUAUUCGAAGCAUUUAAAAAACAGAGUAUCGUCACCGAGAGUAAAGUGAUACAAACCGCGCUUCGUAUCAGGGAAAAUUCGACAGUGGAAACUGAACGAGAGGACGUGAAAAAGGAGCCUAUAUAUGAGACCAUUCCUGGCGAAGACGAGAUUAGGAAACCGGAUGAAGAAGAAGAGGAUGAUGCUGCCACCAAGGGUGCCAAAAGUAACGACGAGUCCAAAGGUUUCGGCAACUACGAUAACUUGCAAAGAGUUUGGGAAGGCGUAAGGCAACAGGACGAGGAAAUCGACGGAGGUGAUAGUCCGACAAGGCCGGCUGUUUGGUUAACGAAAUUGUGCGAAGGCCUGCCUACGACAACGCAAAAGUCUGGUUCGCUGCCUAGAAGUUUCCAGAUAAAUCCUCACGACAAUCCUUCCUACCCGCAAGUAACGAAGUCGAGAUUCUUGCAGAGGGAUGGAAAACCGAUGAGCGAACGACCGUUUACAAUAGCGUCAGAUAAACCAGCUGAAAUCAACCUCGAGGACAUGGAGAGAUACGUAUCGUCCUGUCAACCGGAAGGUAGAAUUGCAAAGUUCCCAACAUCGACGUCUACGUCGACGUUUUUCUACUCCCUUGACGAGGACUCUUUCACCGAUGCCUAUUCUGAAAUUCAAUCGUCAACAUCCGCCAGCGCAAACGUUCAUCCUGACCACAAGAUUUACAGGGCGAGUUUAAGCACCGGAACGUUGUUGAAAAACGUAUUUUCAAAGAAGGGAAGUAUACUGCAUGGACUUAGGUCAACGGAGAGUAUUGAGACUCUUGGAUGCAGCGACGAGGCUGAGAGAGUCAGACAAUUUGGAACGAUCGGCAGUAACAAGGUGAAAAAGAAGAGUAAAUCUAAAUCUUCGAGGGAAAGUUCGUCGGACGUUGAUGAAAUGAUGAGCGGAUGCGUCGCUGGAGGGAACAACGGAUCUUCGUCGAAAUCUGCGUUGAAAGUUCCUUCCGUUUAUUACAAACAGGGAAGCUCCGGACUUGGUGCUCGCAUAGCACAAUCCGACUACGCAGAUCCUACUUUACUUUUUGGAGAUAGUAUUAUGAAGCGUACCGCGAGUGUUGGUGAUGGCUUGGAAUUCAAGAUGGAAUUAUCGGAGGAUAAAAAUGGUGACAAGUUUAUUUUAGAGCAUAGAGAAAAUGAGGCGGAUAGUUUUUACGAAAAGUCUUUCGAGACGAUAGAAAAUUACGUAAAUCCCGAAACGGAAGAAGUGUUCAGGGACAGUGCAAUAUUUAGUGAUAUGGACGAGGCGAUAUCGGCCAAGACUGCACAACCUACUUCGGCUAUUAUUUAUAAAAAAAUUCCUCCAGCUGUGCCAAAAAUCGCUCCGCCAAUUCCGGUGAAACGUAAACCGGAAAUAUCAACACCCCCAAAAGUAUUUGCGAAAGUUGAAAAAUCAGAGGGAAAAGUUAAGCCCGCGGUUGCUCGAAAACCUAAUUACCUAAAAGUGAAGAGUGUCUUCCAGAGCGAACUGGAAAACACUGUUCAAAAGUCUUUGAGGAAAACUACUGGAACGCUGAACCGUAGUAACGUUGAGUUGCAUGAAACUAUUAACAGCCAGGAGAAACAAAUUGAGGGGGAUGAUGUUUCGGCAGGCCAGAGCCGAGCAGGUUGGGUGCGUAAAAUUGUCGGUCAAUUACAAGGUCAAGACGAUGCAUUUAGCUGGUGCGCGAGAAAUCCUAAACGGCGUCUAGUAUCCAUCAAUCAGAAGAAGAAAAUGUCGCUGUUCAAUAAACCGAAAAGGAACAUUCGGCGGCGGCCUUUUAACGAGGAUGAUGAAGAUAACGAAAACCGCAUGGAUUCAAACGAGGAUUCACAAUCCUCGAAACUUAAACCCAAGAAGAAGGAUAAACCUAAACAAACGCUCCUCAGCUUCGGAGAGGAGCUUGAUGAAGCCGACGACGGAGAAGUAUUUAAAGUGAAGAAAUCGUCAAGAAGCAAAAAGCUGAUGAAACAGCUUGACCACGAGCGGAAAAAAAAGAAAGGUGAAGAGAAAAUGCAAGUGGACUCUGAGCAAGCGAACAUGUCCGUUAAACAGGAAAAAGAUUUAGAAAUAAAGACAGACGAUCUAGUAGUGAAAAUAAAAAAUACCAAUCCACUGAUAUUGAAUGGAAGAGCUGCCCUCGUCGCUGGCAAAGAUGACUAUACGUCCGAAGAGGAGGAAGAUGAUGCGAGUAACCAUAAAUUUCGAAAAAAUACAGACAGAGCUGACACCAUGAAGAUACUUCUGGAGAGUGGAUGUAUACCCGAUGCUGCAAUGAUUCACGCCGCACGAAAGCGUAGGCAAAAAGCAAGGGAAUUAGGGGGCGAAUUCAUACCUAUAGAGGAGCAGAGGGAAGAGAAAGGAAAAUCCAGACUUGUCAGGGAAGAAGAUCAUGACAGAAGCGAUGAUGAAGAUUCUCAAGAUCGAAUCGACAUGACAGUAAAUACAGACGCACGUGACAAAGAGAAAAGGCGGGAAGCUUUUUUCGCUUCUCAACUUCGAGAGAAAUGUACAGUUUCAGAUAACGAAAGUGAGCAUGGUAACGAAGAGGAAGAAUGGGAAGCACAACAAAUCAGGAAAGGUGUAACCGGAGCUCAGAUUGCUGCUGCCCAGCAAGAUUCGAUGCUUCAACAACAGUAUUCGAUGGGUAUAAAUGUUGGGCAAAUAAUCGCGCCAGGAUUACCUCUCGAAAUGGCGAUGAUGCCAGCUCCGCCACCUCCGCCUUCCUUACAUCCGCCGGAUCCCACAAAAGUCGUACCUGUUACCCCGCAAGAAGUUGCCAAUAAAAUGCGUGGAAGGCUGGAGAGUCUGCGAGAGGUGUGCAGACGUCAUCUUCUAGAUCGGGAUCGGGUAAUCGAGGAAUUGAUACAAACUCACAAGGAACUGGAGGAAGGUGAAGCACGAGCGCCACAACUUGCACAGCGCUUCAGAUAUUACCAAGAGUUGCGUGGGUAUGUCACUGACUUGGUAGAGUGUCUUGAUGAGAAGCUGCCUCUGGUGAUCGGAUUGGAAUCACGCUGGCUAGAUCUUUAUGGAGAACGUUCAGCGGAGCUGAUGGAGAGGCGGAGACAAGAUACUCGCGAUCAAGCCGAAGAGAUCACUUCUGCCUCCAGGAGUCAAGGAACUCUCAGAAGAGGCGUUGAAGACGAAACAAGAAUCCGACGAGCUACAGAGAGGGAAGGUAGAAGAGCUCGUCGGAGACGAGCUAGAGAAUUAGCAUCCACCUUGCCGAAACACAUUGAUGGUAUGUCAAGUGAUGACGAAGUUACCGAGCAGCAAAAUCUUGCAUUUAAGCAGGAAAGAGACGAUAUCGACAAUGAGUGCAGCGAUGUAUUUUCAGACGUUGUUGAUGAAUUUUGUACAGUUCGUGGAAUUCUAUCAAAAUUAGAACAAUGGCGAGAGACUGACAUAGUCGCUUACACCGAAGCUUACGUUCCUCUUUGUAUACCCAAGAUUAUAUGUCCAAUUAUAAGGCUGCAACUUGUUACCUGGAAUCCAAUCAUGGAAAGCGUUGACUUGGAAAGAACAAAGUGGUACAACACGUUGCUCCUCUAUGCCCUGGACAAUAAAGAAACAGAAGACAGUUUGAAAAGUGAUCCUGAUGUCAGGCUGGUUCCAUUUGCAAUCGAAAAAAUUGUUCUCCCGAAACUUACACUGAUUGUCGAAAAAAUCUGGGACCCCAUGUCGACGUCUCAGACUCUGAGAUUAGUAGGCACAGUGAGCCGUUUAAUCAGAGAUUAUCCGAACCUUACCGAUCAAAGCAAACCAUUACUAACGCUUUUCACAGCCAUCUUAGACAAGAUGAAACUGGCUGUAGAGAACGAUGUAUUUAUACCAAUAUUCCCAAAGCAGCUUUUAGAUACUAAACAUCAAUUUUUCCAAAGACAAUUCUCAAUGGCAGUUAAACUGCUUCGCAAUUUGCUUAGCUGGCAAGGACUGAUCGGAGAUACUCCGUUGAAAAACUUGGCUCUGGGAUCACUGUUGAAUCGGUAUCUUUUAGCUGGUUUAAGAGUGUCGUCCGCAGUUGAUGCCCUUACCAAAGCUAACAUGAUAAUGAGCACUCUUCCACGGGCUUGGCUACAGGGUGAAACGAUAGAUCAUCUGAAAAUGUUUGCCGUUCUCAUUCAGCAGCUCAGUGAACAACUGGAUCAGGCCAAUCCGAGCCAUAAUGAGGCGUGGGAAUAUUCUAAGUCGAUCCUGAAAAUAAUCAAACCUUCAUAGCUUACAGAAUUAGAAAUGUUUGAAAGUUUCAACCAAGUAAUCAACGUUUCAUCACAUCUCAUAGAUAGAUUAAUAAUUGUAACUGUAAUUUUUUAUGACAGGAUUCAAUCUUGAAUAGUUAUUGUAAGAUAUUGAAUAAUAAGAAAUUAUUCAAUCAAACCAUGUAAUGACCCCCCGCCUAUGAAAUAACAUGAAAAGACACAGUUCUGUAUAGACACAGAAACCAUGCAAAAUUGAAAUAGCGUAAACGGUUCGAGGUUAAUGCAACAUAAACGGGAAUAACUUCUCCACGUGUUUUGUAAAUAUUUAUAAUAUUAAUACUAAUAAAAAUGACAAAAAUAAUAAUAAUUAACUGAUUUGAGAAAUGAAUAUUCGCUCUUCUACAAUGAUUGAUAUGCUUAAAAUGAUACGUAAUAUAGGUGAAAUAUCAGGUCCAUUACGAUAUUUGAUUAUCGAUGAUGCGAAAUUUGUCUAAAAUGUCUGGAUUUAUUUUGCGAAAUUAAAACCAAUUUCUUUGUAGUAUA
Messenger RNA from Neodiprion fabricii, 8746 nucleotides. RefSeq lists its product as uncharacterized. The transcript has 28 exons. Bases 840 to 8222 code for a protein of 2460 amino acids. NCBI's taxonomy places the organism in Eukaryota, Metazoa, Arthropoda, Insecta, Hymenoptera, Diprionidae. Gene Ontology annotation, molecular function: DNA binding; guanyl-nucleotide exchange factor activity. Gene Ontology annotation, biological process: mRNA splicing, via spliceosome. The record is from RefSeq and is a predicted model, not a curated record. Gene Ontology annotation, cellular component: nucleus.